AUGGAGGAAGAGACGAAAAAUAGUGACAAAUUAGAAACCAUAGGGGUGCCAAGUGGGUGGGUUCUGGGUCCUGGUAGACCCUCAAAACAAGUUUCGGUUCGGGCCAUCUCAGUUCCGGAGAGCCCGGAUGCCAGUGAGAGCCCGAAAUCCAGUAGCACUAGGGAUACUUUGGUGCUGGGAACGCUUUUCGGGCUUUGGUACUUGUUUAAUAUCUUUUUCAAUAUCUACGACAAACAGGUUCUUGAGGUUUUUCCGCGUCCAUUGACAAUCACUUUAGUUCAAUUGGCUGUUGGGACUCUCCUCGUUAUUUUCAUGUGGAUAUUCAAUCUUUACAAACGGCCAAAAAUCAGUAGUCGCCAGCUUGCUACAAUUCUUCCUUUGGCAGUGAUGCACACUUUAGGCCACCUUUUCACCAAUAUGAGUCUUGGAAAAGUUUCCGUUUCGUUCACUCACACAAUCAAAGCUACAGAGCCGUUCUUCUCGGUUGUCCUCUCAGCUAUGUUUAUUGGAGAGUUUCCUACAAUAUGGGUUGUUUCUUCCCUUCUACCAAUUGUUGGCGGAGUGGUUUUAGCAUCAAUGACUGAGGCCUCUUUCAACUGGGCUGGCUUUUGGAGUGCAAUGGCCUCAAAUCUGACAAAUCAAUCUCGUAAUGUCCUUAGCAAGAAGUUUAUGGCUAACAAAGAGGACUCUUUGGACAAUAUUACGCUUUUCUCGUUAAUUACAAUUAUGUCUUUCAUCCUGCUUGCUCCUGCUGCUAUUUUUAUUGAAGGAGUCAAAUUUACCCCUUCAUUCCUUCAGAGUACUGGAUUGAAUGUCAGAGAAAUUUACAUUAGGUCUCUUCAUGCUGCUCUCUGCUUCCAUGCAUAUCAGCAGAUUGCUUACAUGAUAUUGCAGCGCGUAUCUCCUGUUACUCAUUCUGUGGGCAACUGUGUGAAACGAGUAGUUGUGAUUGUGAGCUCUGUUCUCUUCUUCCGCACACCAGUUUCACUUAUUAACACACUGGGUACUGGUAUAGCCCUCGCGGGAGUUUUUCUAUAUUCAAGAGCAAAGCGCAUUAAACUGAAGCCUAAAACAGCUUGA
Molecule: messenger RNA, 1080 nt
Organism: Fraxinus pennsylvanica
Lineage: Eukaryota; Viridiplantae; Streptophyta; Magnoliopsida; Lamiales; Oleaceae
Source: the annotation of a GenBank genome assembly